Molecule: messenger RNA, 2741 nt
Organism: Nelumbo nucifera (sacred lotus)
Lineage: Eukaryota; Viridiplantae; Streptophyta; Magnoliopsida; Proteales; Nelumbonaceae
Product: bZIP transcription factor 29
Biological process (GO): regulation of DNA-templated transcription
Cellular component (GO): nucleus
Molecular function (GO): DNA-binding transcription factor activity
Source: RefSeq, a predicted model, not a curated record
AAAGAAAAAAAUAGGGAAAAGAAAAUAUUGUGUAGUUCUUUGAGACAAGUUUUCGUGUGGGCGAGCGCCGGCGACCUCGGCUUCUCCGUCCGAGAAAUUUCUCAUAUUUGGACGGUCCUUGUUUUGCUGGAUAACCUGGAUUGAAAGAGGAACCCCCCUGCAAUCUGGCUUGAAUUUCGCGUUUACUUGCGCUGAUCUGCCGGCAUUGUUCUGCUUCGGCUUGAAAUGUUGGACCCACGAUGAGGUAGGGACCUUAUGUUUCUUCCGCUGGAUAAUCUAGGGCUGCUAAUCAGGUGAUGAAUCCUGAGUGGUGUAGUUUUAUAUAAAUCUAUUUAUUGAGGGAUUCUGGUGAUAUGAUCUUCAGCAUUUUAGGGUUUAGUCAUCAGGAUUCCCUUUUCAUGAGGUUCUGAAAGAGAAAGAAAAGGAACUCACUUUGAACUGAAGUGGAGUUGUAAGUUGUAACUGCUCUGAUUCUGGUCCCAACUAGUAUUCAAGUUUUCUAUCCGUCCUUCGUUUUAGUAUCGUAGUAAUUAGAGAGAGCAAAAUGGAAGAUACCGAAGAAGCUCGUAAUGACACGUCGCAACGGCUUCAAUCCUCGUUCGGAGCUUCGUCUUCCUCUGUUCCGAAACAACACUUAUCGACCAAUCGACUGGAUAUUCCUCAGUUAAAUACUUCGCAAAUCCGUGCUCCCAUGAGGUCACUUCCCCAGAAUUCUAGCCCGGAUAGCAACAAGCGCCCGGGUAUACCUCCAUCACACCCAAAUAUUCCUCCCGCCUCACCUUAUUCGCAGAUCCCAGUCUCUCGAUCCAAUGCACAACCACUGGGUUCGCAAAAUUUUAGCCCGGCACCUUCGCAUUCUAGAUCUCUAUCUCAGCCUGCAUUUUUCUCGUUUGAUUCUUUACCCCCACUGAGUCCUUCGCCUUACCGAGACUCUCCGUCUACCUCGCUCUCCGAUACAGCUUCUGCUGAUGUUUCCAUGGAGGAUCGUGACGGCAGCUCAAACACACCAAUGCCUCCUUCAUCCUCACCUUUCUCGAGAGGUAAUUCCGUGAGGAUGGGCGAGAGCCUGCCUCCUCGUAAAACGCACAGGCGGUCUAGCAGUGAUAUUCCGUUUGGGUUCUCGACUGUCAUGCAAUCUUCUCCGCCACUAAUCCCGCUCAGGGGCCCUGGCGUUUUGGAACGAUCGGCAUCUGCAAGAGACAAUUCGGGAAUAGCUAAGCCAAUUCAGUUGGUGAAACGGGAAUCCGAGUGGGAUAGAGAUGGUGAUAUCAUUGCAGAAGGGAUGGGUGAGAGGAAAUCUGAAGGGGAGGUGGUAGAUGACUUGUUUUCCGCAUACAUGAAUCUUGAUAACAUGGAUACCUUGAACUCAUCUGGGACUGAAGAGAAGAACUGUAACGCGAACCGCGAGGAUUUAGAUAGCAGAGCCAGUGGCACAAAGACGAACGGAGCGGAUAGCAGUGACAAUGAAGCGGAGAGCAGCAUAAAUGAAAGUGGCAGCAGUGUACACCGAACAAACAGUUCCUCAACUGAGAGAAAGGAAGGCCAUAAAAGGAGUGCGGGAGGAGAUAUUGCUCCAACCACCCGUCACUGUAGAAGUGUUUCUAUGGAUAGUUUCAUGGGCAAGAUGCAUAGUUUGAGUGAUGAAUCACCAAAGUUGCCACCUUCUCCGGGAACUCGGCCAGGUCAACAUUCGCACAGCAAUUCAAUGGACGGCAACUCAGCUGCAUUCAGUUUGGAUUUUGGGAAUGGGGAGUUCAGUGGUGCUGAGCUUAAGAAGAUUAUGGGAAACGAGAAACUUGCUGAGAUCGCAAUGGCAGAUCCCAAACGUGCCAAAAGGAUUUUGGCUAAUCGGCAGUCAGCUGCACGGUCCAAGGAACGGAAAAUGCGAUACAUUUCAGAAUUGGAACACAAGGUACAAACGCUACAGACAGAAGCCACCACAUUGUCUGCACAGCUGACACUUUUACAGAGAGAUUCUGCUGGGCUUACCAGUCAGAACAAUGAGUUGAAAUUCCGUCUUCAAGCCAUGGAGCAGCAAGCUCAACUUAGGGAUGCUUUAAAUGAGGCACUGACUGCGGAAGUUCAGCGGUUGAAGUUAGUCACUCAAGAGUUGGGUGGCGAUGUGUCCAGUUGUUUGGCUCAACAGUUAUCCAUGAAUCCUCAAAUGUUCCAGCUGCAGCACCAGCAGCCUCCCCAGAUGAACAUUUAUCAGUUGCAACAGCAGCAGCAGCAGCAACCACAGCAACACCAAGCACAGCAGCAACCACAGCCACAAGGCCCACAACCAACACAGACACAGCAGCAGCAGAAUAGUUCAGCCACUAAGCACGAGCUGAACCAAUAGUUUUUGGUGGUUGGUGAUGUCUUGCAUGUCCAAGUGAUUAAUCCUUUAUGAAUUGGGAGUGCAGUCUGGUUUCUUUGUUCAACUUACCUAUACUUCGUGUCGAAGGUAUAUGUCUGUCGCCGACCAAUUCACUUACAUUACGCAUCCAUGCCCGAACUGCUGAUGGUGGUACAAAGUGUAGGCUAUAAAUAUUUUCCUUUUAGUUCAUACAUAUAUAUAUAAUUUAUCUUUUGGUAGUGCAUGCUUAAUCUGGAAUGUAAGCAUUAUUUCUCUACAGCUUUUGUUGAUUCCUUUUUUUUUCCCUUUUUUUGGGUGUCACAGAAGAGUCAAACAACUAAUCUCUUUCGUUUUGGAAAAGAUUAACGUACAGUUAAUUGUAUUCGUUCUUCUUUUGUUA